Molecule: messenger RNA, 864 nt
Organism: Rhododendron vialii
Lineage: Eukaryota; Viridiplantae; Streptophyta; Magnoliopsida; Ericales; Ericaceae
Exons: 4
Coding region: 36-656 (206 amino acids)
Molecular function (GO): nucleic acid binding; zinc ion binding; endonuclease activity
Source: RefSeq, a predicted model, not a curated record
CCCCGAUCAAAACAGGUGACAGUGGGCGGCCAAAAAUGGUGAAGGGAAUAGGGCGGAUGGGGCCAAACAGGCCAAGGAAAAGAAGAAACCACUCAUCUCCAACCAGAACCCGACCCUUAGCCUCAUCCGGGUUCGACCCGACACCCUCCGCCUCUCGCCCGUCGACCCUCUCCCCCACCGGAGUCUCCGUCCUCGAUCGCCAUCUCGUGACCGAAGAAGUCAGCAUCGACUUCUUCGAGAAACUCCGAAUCUCCCCUGACUCUGAUAAUAAUCCCAGGAGCUUUCCGUACAACGUGAAGCAGCAGUGUUGGGAGAAAGCGGAGAAGGUCAGGGGCCGGGAUCCGGACCGGUGGCGGCGAGACCCGUUGGGGAAUACGGUGUUUCGCAAGCUCGUGGGCUGCCCUGGUUGUCUGUGUCAUGACUAUGACCACAUUGUUCCUUACUCCAAGGGGGGAAAGAGCACAUUAGAAAACUGCCAAGUUUUACAGGCAACUGUUAAUCGAUCAAAGGGGAACCGCACUGAGAUCUCUAGAGCAGAUCUUAUUCAGAAAAGUUCUUAUUGCAGGGUUUCAGGUCGUGACAUGGAUCUUCUUGAACUGUCGGCUUAUGGCAAUGUGCGACGAGGACAAGAUUCUGGAGGAUGCAGGAUUCAGUGACAAGCUCCAAGGUAGAAGUUGUAAAAUUUAGGUAGAGAAUUUAAAAGUCGUUCUUUGAAAUCCGUCGACCGGUUAAAUGUAAUUCCCUCUAGCCGCGAUUGUUUUGUACCCUAGAAGCAAACUAUCAGAUUAUUUACUCGUCCAAUCACCGUGGAGUCGUGGACUAUAUAUCUAAUUACACUGGAAUUCAACCAUCAUUUUCUUGUAA